Astyanax mexicanus (Mexican tetra) is the source of this 3075-nucleotide messenger RNA. It is a transcript of the gene s1pr5b, whose product is annotated as sphingosine-1-phosphate receptor 5b. Lineage: Eukaryota; Metazoa; Chordata; Actinopteri; Characiformes; Acestrorhamphidae. The transcript is spliced from 2 exons. Gene Ontology annotation, biological process: G protein-coupled receptor signaling pathway. The coding region runs from base 433 to 1647 and encodes 404 amino acids. The record is from RefSeq and is a predicted model, not a curated record. Gene Ontology annotation, cellular component: membrane. Gene Ontology annotation, molecular function: sphingosine-1-phosphate receptor activity.
GUCAGAAAGAAAGCCCAGCCCACUUCUUUCUUCAGCUUGUAUUCCAUCCUAUCUGUGUCAUUGUGCUUCUCAGACUUUGUAAUGUCUGGGUAAGUCAUACACUCCCUCUUUCUGGACGAGUUGCUGGACAUUCUUCUCCAUAUCAGUGAAUUUCAAAUUUCCUGACUGGAACAUCAAGGCAGUGUUGCUAACUGGCUCUCUCUAGUGGUGAAACACCUCUGUACACCAGUGGAACCUGGCUCAUGAAGUUGGUGCUCUGGACACUUCAAGCAAGAACCUGAAACUGCAACAUUUUGGCUCUUUGGUCUCCUUAUCUUCAUCUACCCUUGACUCUUGUCCUUAAGCAGGUCGUGGACCAUGCUAAGCCAAAGGACUAUUGGAAAGCACUGAAGAAUAGCUCCUUAAACAAGUUACCUGUCUCACUGCAGAGUCAUGGCAGCAUCUCACUCUGCAUCCGAAGCUUCUCCAACAUCUCUGCCCUUCACUGCAUCCACUACUAUCACCUCCUCUGGAGUUCUAGAACUCUACCAAAAGUACCAAAGCUGUGACAUCAUCCAACAGCACUACAAUUACACAGGGAAACUUAAGCAGGACAAAUACAAGGAUGGCCUCAAACCAGAGGCCAUCACCUUCCUUCUGAUUUGUAUGCUCAUCGUGCUGGAAAACGCCAUUGUCCUAGUGGCCAUCUGGAAGAAUAAGAAAUUUCACCUGCCCAUGUACUACCUCCUGGGCAACCUGACUCUAUCGGACCUGCUGGCUGGGUUCACCUACAUGGUCAAUAUCAUGAUGUCAGGGCCCUAUACCCUCAAGCUGACUCCUCUGUUAUGGUUCCUGAGGGAGGGUGGGGUUUUCAUCACGCUGGCAGCCUCAGUGAUCAGCCUCUUGGCCAUCGCCAUUGAGCGCCAUGUCACAAUGGUGAAAAUGCAACCCUACCAUGGCACCAAGCGUAACCGCAUGUUUGCACUAAUCAGUGCCAGCUGGGCACUGUCCAUCUUGCUUGGUGUGCUACCCAUCAUGGGUUGGAACUGUAUAGGCAAGCUAGAGAUAUGCUCUACUGUUUUGCCGCUUUACUCCAAGUACUAUGUGCUCUGCUGUGUGUCCGUCUUCACCGCCAUACUGCUGGCCAUUGUAGUGCUGUAUGGUCGCAUCUUCCACACAGUCAAGGCUAACACAAAGAAGCUGGGUAGCCUGCAGCGCAAGGGACUAGCACGCCGCUCCCAGAAGUACAUGGCCCUGCUGAAGACAGUGACAAUCGUCCUAGGCGUCUUCAUCGCCUGCUGGCUGCCGCUCUUUGUGCUCCUGCUGCUGGACUUUGUGUGCCCAGCUGGAAAAUGCAAAAUUCUCUUCAAGGCAGAUUACUUCCUGGGAGUUGCCAUGAUCAAUUCACUGAUCAAUCCCAUUAUCUACACGCUGACCAGCAAGGACAUGCGCAAGGCCAUCAUCAAACUGCUCUGCCGCCGCUGCCUUAUCACUGAAGACGGACAGGUGAAGAAGAUCGGGGUGCCUUUCCUGGAGUGUAGUCUCACCAAGACGGACGUGGUUAUUAACCGUGGCCUGGAGACGACCAUCUCUUCUGGGAAUGGGACAUCCUCCCCAAUCAGAAUCCUCUACCCAAAACUGGUCAGGCUGCAAUCUGUUAAAUUGUGAGCUUCUCAACUGUGAUAACAAACUGUUUAGGCACCCAGGAACACCUCAAGCCUGUGAGGUGUCCUUAGCCUUUGAGAGUGAUCAAACGCUGUUUGACAACUCUGAGAACUAGCAAGCGGAAUACCUGCAAGCAGCAGACAAGCUUACAGUCAAAUCAUGAUCGCUUGAUCUCAGCCCAGGUGUUAUCAUGCGGCAUCAAAAUUGUUUAAGGCACCAGAAAAUGUUCUAGCCUUGUGAAUGAUGCCUCUGGGAGUGAGCUGCAUGUUUGAGCAUUCUCAGAGCGAGUCACAAGCACAGACAGAUCAGUCACCUUAGCGUGAGUUCACUGAGUAAUCAACUAAUAAAUCUGUACUCUAAUUGAGAACAGUCAGUACAUGCAUGAGAAGCUGUAUCUUUCCCACACCAAGGAAACCCUGUGCAGGGCACAAGGAUUUCAGGACCAAACAUGACUGAAUGUCAACUUGUGGUGAGAAAACUGUAGGUCAAAGCAGGUGCUUGAAUUUCAAAUCAGGUAUGAGCAGAUUUCAGUGUCGCCACAACAGACAGUCUUCAGGUAACACCUUUGCAACCACAUGGUGACACCCAAUAAAACUGUAACCGAGUCGAAAGAAUGAUAAAGACUGCAAAGAUGAGAACGGUCUCUGUAAAUAUGGGUAUCGCUGGUUCGAAAAUCCACUGAACCUGAGACUAAUUAAUACAUUUUAUAUUGAGAACUGUGGAACGAAUGUUCAUGCACAGCCAUUAAAAAGCCACCAGAAAAUGGAGCCAAAAUGGAAUAAUCCUUUGGAGGUUUAUGAAGAGAAGCUUAUUUUGCUAGCACUUGGGACCAAUGUAGAUGCUGAAAGAGCCUUUUACAAGACAUGACCACUAUAUUACAUGGACAUUGCUACCAAAAGAAAUGCCUACCAUAUUAGUUAAGGUACCAUGUUGCCUGUCUCUGUCUGUCUCUGAAGUCUAGGUAUCUUUUGAAUCGUGCAGUGCUAGCUCUCUUAUUCUAGCUUCACUGUUGCUGUGAUGAAGGCACUGCCAUAUCAGGGCUACUGAAAUACUGAAAUACAUUUCAGGCACGACAGAAAACAACACCAGUGUUUCAGCCCAGUGGUGCAAAAUGCACAAUGUAUUGCACUGUAAAUAUUAUUUUGAUAACCAUCAACUGUCACCAUCAUUACUGGCUUUAUUUGCUGAAGGUACAUGAUUUUUGUAUGUAAGUGGCACUGUGUACAGUUUCUCUUGCCUUUACAAUGCAUCUCUUACCACAAAUAUGCAUUACAUACUUUGUUUUGAAUUGUGUUUAAUAUUUUCAAAUGUUUUUUUAAGCCUAUUUUUUUAUUGUCAAGUAAAACUGAACCUAACUUAUGUACUUAUAUGCAUUAUACCUAACACUUCGAAAUAAUAAGUAUUAUCUUAAUAAUAAACAUUUCUAUACAA